UAUAUAAUGCAUGUAGUAUAGUUAUCUACAUCUGUAAAUUAACUUUGAUCAAUUCUUGCGUCGACCGUCGGUCCGUCACUUCCCCAACAGAACAUUUGCUAUUCUUCUCCCAGAUUUAAGGGAUGUCAGGCCCCCAGUGCUGCGAAAACCCACCAACACUCAGCUCAAGCUGUGGAGAGGGGCAGGUGGAAGAAAUUGGAGGCCUCAAGUCCUACGUUUCUGGACCCUCUGAUUCCAAGCUUGCAGUUGUUCUCAUCUCAGACGUUUUUGGAUUUGAAGCUCCAAAGUUGAGGAAGCUUGCUGACAAAGUCGCAGCUGCUGGAUUCUAUGUGGUUGUUCCUGACUUCUUCUAUGGAGACCCCUACGUACCUGAAAAUGCUGAAAAGCCAAUAUCAGUAUGGUUAAAAGAACAUGGAACGGAUAAAGCAUUUGAAGAUGCAAAACCAGUUAUUGAAGCUCUAAAAAGUAAAGGUGUAUCCAGUAUUGGAGCUGCAGGCUUUUGUAUGGGUGCUAAGGUCGUUGUGGAAUUAGCAAAGCAUGCUUAUAUCCAAGCUGCAGUGAUGCUACAUCCGUCAUUUGUCACUUUGGAUGAUAUCCAGGGGGUUAAGGUUCCAAUUUCAGUACUUGGAGCUGAGAUUGACCAAUUUUCUCCACCAGAACUUGUGAAACAGUUUGAGGGGAUCUUAAAUGCUAAGCCCGAGGUUGAUGGCUUUGUAAAGAUAUUUCCGGGGGUUGCGCACGGUUGGACCAUGAGGUACAAGGAUGAAGAUGAAGAGGAGCUGAAGAAUGCAGAAGAAGCCCACCAGGAUAUGUUGGAUUGGUUUGGUAAGUGUCUUUAGGAAGACUAUAAUAUGUAAUAAUCUGAUGUGUUGUUAUAGCACGUCUCAUGUCAUUGUAAGAGAUGGCUGUGUUGGCUUGAAUAUGAAAGGUUUUUUGAAUACUAGAAUUAUUUGAGACGAUUAUAUGCAAUAAUUUCACUAUUGUAAGAGACAGGAAUGAAUGAAUAAUCCUUAAGUACUGCAAUUAUUGAGAUGGUUGGAAGUUGGAGCCA
Molecule: messenger RNA, 1051 nt
Organism: Cornus florida
Lineage: Eukaryota; Viridiplantae; Streptophyta; Magnoliopsida; Cornales; Cornaceae
Product: endo-1,3;1,4-beta-D-glucanase-like
Exons: 7
Coding region: 123-839 (238 amino acids)
Molecular function (GO): hydrolase activity
Source: RefSeq, a predicted model, not a curated record